AUGAAAGGCAUUGCAUUAACCAGCGAUUCCACUUCUUUAGAUAAUACAAAUUUUGCACGUGCUGUCUUUUUAUCUACGAUUAACAUAUACUACCUAACUUUGAUCAUAUUCACUGUUGAUUCGCAAAUCUCAGAUACAACUAUACCUGAUAGCACAAUCAUCUCUAUGAACCAAAUAUUUUAAAAAAAUAGUAUAUUACCCGAUAUGAGCCGACUUUUCCACAUUUUCACAGUUCUACUCUCUUUGUGCAUCCUUUGCCGAUCCCAAAUACUUAACUUUCAUUGUGACUUUGACACCAAGUUAGACGGCGACUGUCUAUUCACCGCCACGAAUGGUGGCAAUAAAAUGACUCUAGAUCAAGGUCCCAACCCAGCUGGAAAGCCAAAACAGCCCCUGUCAGACGCUAAAGCAGUUAUAUCACUCACUGAUCCUGAUAAUCAGCCAUGCAACUUUCCAUACAAAUACGGUGGUGCAGAUAUAUACUUCUGUCGUCGCUCUUCCAAUGGCACAUACAGUUGUCCAACUGAUGCUGAUGUUGGACGAUGUAAAGCAGCAAAGGUCACAAAAAGCACAAGCACAACACAGUGCUUUGACUUCUACUACUAUAUCACUGAAGCAACAGGCAAUGCUAAGAUCGAAGUAUCGUGGGAAGGAAACGGAGACUUGGAUGAAAUUGUGAUAGUGGAAGCAGAUCCAGCCGAGAACAAGUGGCAGCACAGUCGAAUGACUUUCACAGUUCCACCAUCCACUUCUACAUAUGAUAUCUCUUUGAGAAUAAUGCGUGACAGCGGAGUGUUUGGUUUUGCUUUUGCAUUUGAUGAAAUCAAGAUCUAUGAUGCAUCUUGUGGUAAUAUUGAGAACUAUACUAUUGUGGAACCCACGACAAGCGUACCAAUUGUUAAACCUAACAUCACAAGCUCUGUUCUAUCUCGUACAAUUCUACUCUCUAUAUGCAUCCUUUGCCGAUCCCAAAUACUCAACUUUCAUUGUGACUUUGACACCAAGUUAGACGGCGAUUGUCUAUUCACCGCCACGAAUGGUGGCAAUAAAAUUACUCAAGAUCAAGGUACCGCCCCAACUGGAAAGGCAAAACAGCCCCUGUCAGACGCUAAAGCAGUUAUAUUACUCACUGAUCCUGAUAAUCAGCCAUGCAACUUUCCAUACAAAUACGCGGGCGCAGAUCAAUACUUCUGUCGUCGCUCUCUCAAUGGCACAUUCAGUUGUCCAACUGAUGCUGGUGUUGGACGAUGUAAAGCAGAUCACUCCUAUACAGCAAAGGUCACAAAAAGCACAAGCACAACACAGUGCUUUGACUUCUACUACUAUAUCACUGAAGCAACAGGCAAUGCUAAGAUCGAAGUAUCAUGGGAAGGAACCGGAGACUUGGAUGAAAUUGUGAUAGUGGAAGCAGAUCCAGCCGAGAACAAGUGGCAGCACAGUCGAAUGACUUUCACAGUUCCACCAUCCACUUCUACAUAUGAUAUCACUUUGAGAAUAAUGCGUGACAGCGGAGCGUCUGGUUUUACUUUUGCAUUUGAUGAAAUCAAGAUCUAUGAUGCAUCUUGUGGUAAUAUUGAGAACUAUAGUAUCGUAGAACCUACGACAACGAUACCAGGUACGACAACCACCACCACCAUUAGUACUACAACAUCCGAUACAACAACAACGAUUACUACUACCCCGGUUACCACCACUCCAGUACCGGAUACAACAACAACGACCACAACCCCGGCUACCACCACACCAGUACCAGAUACAACAACAACGACCACUACCCCGGCUACCACCACCCCAGUACCUGAUACAACAACAACGACCACUACUCCGGCUACCACCACCCCAGUACCGGAUACAACAACAACGACCACUACUCCGGCUACCACCACCCCAGUACCGGAUACAACAACAACGACCACUACUCCGGCUACCACCACCCCAGCACCGGAUACAACAACAACGACCACUACCCCGGCUACCACCACCCCAGUACCGGAUACAACAACAACGACCACUACCCCGGCUACCACCACCCCAGUACCGGAUACAACAACAACGACCACUACUCCGGCUACCACCACCCCAGUACCGGAUACAACAACAACGACCACUACUCCGGCUACCACCACCCCAGUACCGGAUACAACAACAACGACCACUACUCCGGCUACCACCACCCCAGUACCGGAUACAACAACAACGACCACAACCCCGGCUACCACCACACCAGUACCCGAUACAACAACAACGACCACUACCCCGGCUACCACCACCCCAGUACCGGAUACAACAACAACGACCACUACUCCGGCUACCACCACCCCAGUACCGGAUACAACAACAACGACCACUACUCCGGCUACCACCACCCCAGUACCGGAUACAACAACAACGACAACAACCACUACUCCGGCUACCACCACCCCAGUACCGGAUACAACAACAACGACAACAACCACUACCCCGGCUACCACCACUCCAGUACCUGUUACAACAACAACGACAACAUCCACUACCCCGGCUACCACCACUCCAGUACCGGAUACAACAACAACGACAACAACCACUACCCCGGCUACCACCACUCCAGUACCUGAUACAACGACGACGACAACGACGACGACGACAACAACAACGACGACAACAACAACAACAACGACGACGACAACCACGACGACGACGACAAAACCAAUUCUUCGUCUGCUCGAUUGCGAUUUUAGUACUGACACCUGCUUUCAGGAUACUGACAUCACUAUCACCAAUGGAACCGAAGUUCCUCUCCUCGACCUCUCUCAACCUCCUCGAGCACCUCUCUCAGAUGCCACCUCCGUCAAUUCACCAACAACCAAUUCAUACAAAUGCAGUGUACCCUAUCAACUAUCCGUCGAAAACUCCACCAACACCACUGACUGGAAUAUGUGGUUCUGCUACAACAAUCAAUGUCCAACACAAAACGGUGAAACAGCUGACUGUGUAUCAGGCAGCUACGGUCUCAUGUUUCUGGAUCCAUCCGACUCGAACAAAAACAUCACCACUUCGAUCAGUGACGAGUCGCUGAUGCGAAGUUCGAGUGGCGAUGAGCAUUGUCUUCGAUAUGAAUACUUUUUCACAGUGUAUGAUGAUGCCGAUUGGGGUCAACAGUUGUCCGUAUGGAUGAAGUCUGCAAAUGGUAGUGAUGAACUGAUUGACCGAAUACGAGUAGAUGAGAUGCAAGAGAAUCGAUGGUAUGAGCGAAACAAGACGUUUGUUGCACCAUCGACGAACUACACGUUGACAUAUUCGUUCGAAGUGAGCAAUGAGAGUGGUAAUCAAGAAGUAGUGGUUAGUCGAACAGUGUAUUUUGGAUUGGACAAUAUCGAGUUAUACAAUCGAAAAUGUGAUGAAGCACUCGAACCAGUCACAGUGAUGACAACUGAACCAGUAACAGGAAACGGCUCAAUGACUACGUCAAAUGUAGGCAGUACAACAGUUGAUGCCACUCAUCCCACAACGACGAAGCCUAACAAUCUAGGACUUAUACUUGGCUUGUCAUUGGGGCUUGGUAUUCCUGCUUUGUUGGUGCUGGUGGUUGGAGCGUUUUGUUAUCUUAAACAAGGCAAACGUAGUAGUCGAUAUGAAGUGGAUGACGAAAAGAAAUCUAUUCCGUUGAAGAUGAGAGGAACAAAAGGUGCUGCCAGCGAUAAUUUAACGCGAUACAUCUACUAA
This is a messenger RNA of Adineta ricciae, 3702 nucleotides long. Lineage: Eukaryota; Metazoa; Rotifera; Eurotatoria; Adinetida; Adinetidae. The record is from the annotation of a GenBank genome assembly.